Amyelois transitella is the source of this 1915-nucleotide messenger RNA. RefSeq names its product organic cation transporter protein. NCBI's taxonomy places the organism in Eukaryota, Metazoa, Arthropoda, Insecta, Lepidoptera, Pyralidae. The record is from RefSeq and is a predicted model, not a curated record. Gene Ontology annotation, cellular component: membrane. The transcript has 7 exons. The coding region runs from base 181 to 1866 and encodes 561 amino acids. Gene Ontology annotation, molecular function: transmembrane transporter activity. Gene Ontology annotation, biological process: transmembrane transport.
ACCCGAAGGGCGAGGAGUGUAAUAUAGUGAACCUGCACCUGUAGAGAGGAGUGAAAUAGAGACAACCUUUAUAUUGGAAAGCCAGUUCAAAAAGUUUGUGCAUGGGCCGAGGUCAAGAAGCAACCUGACCGACAAGAGUUUUGCUUUUAGCAAGGGAGAAGGAACCUUGUAACAGUUACCAUGACAGACACCGCGGCCGAGAAAGGCCAAGCAUUUGACGGGGUCACUGACAAAUCCAAACAGGAUCCUCCUGCAAUCGAUCUGGACGCAAUUCUGACGGAUGAAGUGGGGCAGUUUGGGCGCUACCAGCUGGUGACCCUGGCCUUGGCAGCGCUGCCUGUCAUAUUCUCAGCAUUUGCGGCGGGAGAGUACAUCUUCACCACAGCCAGGAUUCCUACUAGAUGCCGCAUCACGCAGUGCGACGGUCCCGCCAGCGCCGCGCCGCACCCCGAGUUCCGCCCCGAGUGGGUGCUCAACGCCAUCAACGGCACCAGCCGGGACUCCUUCGAGGCCUGCUCGCGGUUCCCGGACCGCCUCCCGCAGCUCCCCAGCAACGACUCCUGCCCGGCUGACUGGUUCGACCGCGCCAGGGUGGAAGACUGCGAUGGUUAUGUCUAUGAAAACACUCUUAGCGUCGUCUAUGAUUUCGACAUGGCGUGCGAUGAGUGGCGUCGCAGCCAGAUCGGCUCCAUCCGCACCAUCGGCACGCUGCUGGUGCUGCCCAUCACGGGGUUCAUCUCCGACCGCUGGGGCCGCCGCGUCGCCCUCACCAUCAAUGCCUUCAACACGGGCUGGAUCGGGCUCGUGCGCUCCUUCGUCAACAGCUAUGAAUGGUUCUUGGCCCUUGAAGUCAUUGAGUCUACUGUCGGGGCGGGGGCGUUCUCUUCUUGUCACAUUUUGGUUACUGAACUGGUUGGCCCCAAAUAUCGAGUAAUGGCGGGUGCCACAAUAUCAACGUUGUUUGCAGUGGGACAGGUGAUCUUAGGAUUUAUUGCGUGGGGUGUCCAAUCCUGGCGCCCUCUCACCCAAGUGCUUUACAUACCCCAACUCUUCGUCAUCUCCUAUUUCUGGAUCCUGUCAGAAUCUGUGCGCUGGCUAAUGAGUAAAGGCCGCUAUGAAGAAUCAGAAGCCAUAUUGACGAAAGUCGCAAAAGCAAACAAGAAGCAAUUGUCUGAUAAAUCUUUGGAACUACUACGAGCGACUGCUGAGGCUGAGAAAUAUAUAGAAAAACCAAAAGAGCCAUGGCUUCCGAUACUCGUGUUCAGAUCGCGUGUGAUUUUACUCCGAUGCUGCGUGGCUCCAAUCUGGUGGAUCACGAAUACGCUCGUCUACUACGGCAUGAACAUCAAUGCCGUGAACUUAUCCGGUAACAGAUACCUGAACUAUGUGUAUGUGGCUGCUAUUGAGAUCCCCGGCUUCUGGACGGCCAUCAUGCUGCUGGACCGCAUCGGCAGAAAGCCAGUUCUCAUUAGUGCGAACUGGUUGUGUGCCAUAUGCCAGUUUAUUUUCGCCUUUAUGCCUGAUGGCCACGCCGGGCUAUCGAUGGCGGUGUACCUGGUGGGGAAGUACAGCAUCGCGGUGGUGAUGACGUCGGUGUACGUGUACACGGCCGAGCUGUUCCCCACCAAGUACCGCCACAGCCUUGUCGCCUUCGCCUCCAUGGUAGGCCGGCUCGGCUCCAUCACGGCGCCACUCACUCCCGCUCUUGGUACAGAGGUGUGGGAGCCGCUGCCACAAAUAUUGUUCGGGGGGUUCGCGCUGCUGUCCGGGAUCCUGAUCUUCACCACGCCGGAGACGCUCAACACCAAGCUGCCCAACACCAUGGAGGAGGCCGAGAGCCUCGGCAAACGUCAACUCAAUAAGUGAUCUGUUAACUAAUAAAGCCUAUUUCAAUUAUUUAAUUGAAAUUCACCUA